UAAGCCACUAACUAAUAGAAAUAGUUGCUCAGGAAACUUAGCCUUGUUGAAAUAAGAACAAAUAUGUCCGGAACUGCAAAUUCUCAAGCUGACUUAACAAUGGAUUACGAUCCAUUGAAGGAAAUAAAAGCUUUUGAUGAUACAAAAGCUGGUGUCAAGGGACUAGUUGAUGCUGGAAUAGUAGAAAUACCAAAAAUUUUCAUUAGGCCACCUCAUGAACUAGCUGAAGAGUUGAAGCAGGCAAAGUCAACUCUACAGGUUCCAGUGAUUGAUCUCAGUGGCAUAGAGAUUCAAGAUCGACGUAAGAAGAUUGUCGAUGAAAUAAGGGAAGCAUCGGAGAAGUGGGGAUUUUUCCAACUGAUAAAUCAUGGGGUUCCUCCAAGUGUUUUGGAAGGAAUGAUUGAUGGGAUUCGUGAUUUUCACGAACAAGAUGCUGAAGUGAAGAAAGAGUACUAUUCGUGCGAUAUAGGGAGAAACGUUAGAUACCAUAGCAAUCCUCAUAUAAAUCAAACAAAGACUGCAAAAUGGAGGGACACAUUGAACAUUUCUACACUAGCUUCUGGUCACAUUGAACCUGAAGAAAUACCAGCAAUUUGCAGGAAGACAUCUCUCGAGUACAUAAAUCAUGUGAUGAAACUUGGGGAAAUUAUUCUUGGCUUACUAUCAGAAGCUCUUGGGCUAAAACCUGACCACUUGAAAGCCACAGAAUGUGACAAAGGACAAGUAUUUGUAUGCCAUUACUACCCAGCAUGCCCUCAGCCAGAGCUAACUCUUGGUGUCGCUAAGCAUACAGAUCCUGCUUUCCUCGCCUUUCUGCUGCAAGAUCAAAUUGGCGGCCUUCAAGUCAUGCAUAAUAACCAAUGGGUCAAUGUUGAACCGAUUGAACAUGGAUUGGUUGUUAAUAUUGCUGACUUUCUUCAGAUCCUAUCAAACGACAAGUUUGUAAGUGCAGACCAUAGAGUUGUAGCGAAUAAGAUAGGACCAAGGAUAUCAGUGGCAAGCUUUUUCACCGGUGUUUUUGAACCUCCAAAGAUGUAUGGUCCAAUCAAAGAGCUCAUAUCAGAAGAAAACCCCCCACUAUAUAAAGAAUUUCUUGUGAGCGAUUACAUCAUGAAGUUUUCCUCUAAGCCACCUGAUAAGUCUGGUCUUGAUCUUUUCAGACUGGUAUCGCCUAGCAGCAGUGAACAUCUGUAUAGUCCUUCUGAAAACACUAUAAUCAUAUGUACUGGUCAAUGAAAGUUUGUGAUUUGCUGCACAUUAGUAUACAUAACAAUGUCAGAGUUUUUGAUUUGCUGCACACUAGUGCUUUACCAAUGAGUAAUUAGCUAAGAGCACUUGCGUUCUCCUUUGAACUACUAGAGCACUUCUUGUCAUGAAAUUCGCAGCCACCUGUUUGCAUUU
This is a messenger RNA of Lycium ferocissimum, 1401 nucleotides long. Its product is annotated as 1-aminocyclopropane-1-carboxylate oxidase homolog 1-like. Bases 64 to 1236 code for a protein of 390 amino acids. NCBI's taxonomy places the organism in Eukaryota, Viridiplantae, Streptophyta, Magnoliopsida, Solanales, Solanaceae. The record is from RefSeq and is a predicted model, not a curated record. The transcript has 3 exons.